AAGUAAAAUAAACACAUUACAAUUGUACAAAUCUGAAUUUCUGCUUUUCUUUUUUCCUUUUUUUCUCUCUCUCUCUCUUUUUUAACAGAAAAAAAAAAGAAAAGAAACGAAACGAAAAAGAAUGACUCCUAGUCCACUCCAUAUCAAAUUAGAAAUUGUACUAGACAAUGGCAAUAAAUCAUUAAAAUAUUUUCCAAGUGAUCGAAUUGAAGGAAAAAUUUUCCUUACUGCAAAUCGAAACUACAGUUUACGAAACUUUCGAUUAGUAUGGACGGGUCGUAUUCAAGUUCAACCAAUUCAAUCCAAUAAAGAAUUUUACACUUAUUUUAAAGAAUCUUGGAAACUCAGUCCUAAUUUAAAAAAAUCACCAACAAAAGUACAAAAAGGAUCUACUCAGGUACCUUUUUAUUUUACAAAUCUCAUUUUAGCUAGUGAGCAACAAGUGCAAGAACCGAACGUGGAAUUGCAAAAGAAUAAACCACUUGGUUUAACCUUUGUAGUUCAUGUACCCAAUGACCGUCCUUUACCGAGUUGCACAGAAAUAGGUGUUCUAUCACCUAAUCGAAUUGUUUAUUUAUUAGAGGCUUAUGUUCACGAAUCACAGUCUAAAUUUUUUACUCAGAAAACUGUACCUGUUUUUGAACCCAUCUAUACCCGAAUCCCCGAAAUGGCAAUACCUCAAAGAGUUGAACAAGUAUUUAUGGUUUCUUUAUCUUCAGAUGAAAAAAAAGAAUUUACCUCAGCUAUGCGCGUUACUUUACCAUAUCAAGGCUCACAACCGGGAACCACUAUUCCAGUCUCUAUAUUCAUUUGGAAUAACAUGGAAUUUACAAGGAAACAAGGCAUUUCUAUUUCUUUAUUUAGAAUCAAUCAAGUUAUUGCUAACGGGAGAGCCUAUACAUCACAGGGCGAAAAAAUUCACCGUGUUGUAACUGAUUUAAAUAUAAAGUCAGAACAUAAUGAUCAAAAAGUGCAAACAGUAAGAAUUGGAAUACCUAUUCCAAAAGUAUUUGCUCAAGAAGGCAUUUAUACAACUUCAGAAGGUAAAAAAUCACAAUUCAUGAUGAUUGAUUUACCUUUCGUUAUUGGUACUUUAUCGACACCCACCUCUUCUUCUUCUUCUCCUUCUACAAUGUCUAUUCAUUCACCUAAAUCACUUUCAAGCAAUAUCAUUUCAUCACCACCUAUGUCCCCUUUAUUAUUGCCUGAGCAAGUCAAUAAUCAAACAUCAUUUGAUAUGAAUAGCAAGCGAAGAGGCAAUAAUACGACGUCUACAUUAAUAGAAGAAUCGUUUAACAGAAGUUCUAUUAGUAGCAUAUUUAGAAAAUCAUCUACUAGUAGUAACAGUACAUCCUCUGAUACAUCUAAUAGUAAAAAGAAGAAAAACAUAUUUUCAACGUUACGAUUGUAUCGCGGCACUAAAAACGUUUAUUCCCCACAACAACAACAACAACAACAACAACAACAACAACAACAACAGUCAUCAAUCUCUGCUCAACUUACGGUAGCACAAGCAACAGAUACAAACCAAAGUGUUAAAAUAUCACCUGCAGUUGUUAUGAUGCCUGCUAUAAAAAGCAAUAAAUUAGGACAGGAAUUAAUAGAGGAGGGUAUAUUUGAUAAGUUAACAAAUAAUGAUACCAAAUCAGAAGCAGACGAAAAAGAAGAAAAGGAUCAAUGUGAUAGAUUUCUCGAAAGGGAGAGUCAAAUCUCGAAUACAGUUAUGACUAGAAAAAAGCAAGAGCAACAAGCGAGAUUUAAUAUGUUUCCAGAUGAGGAUGAUGACGAAGAGGAAGAAGAAGUAAAUCAAGAUAAGUUUAGUGAUGAACAAGUGGCAGAAACAGAUAAUAAUGGAAACGAAUCAUCCAAUACGUUUAAUUUAUUUGAUGAUGAUGAUGAUGAUGAUGACGAUGAUGAUGAAAAAGAUCAAGUAGUUCAUUGUUUUACAGAACAAACAGCUGACUUUGUUGUUGAUGAAAGAGUUAAACCGCAUCAUGAGCAAAGCAUAAUAAAUGACAGUAAUAGCCAGAGUGAUAACAGUUAUAAUUUAUUGGGUGAUUUAGUAAGAAAAAAAAAAUUGGCUAUCAAAUCAAAAUAAAUUUCUUGAUAAAUCAAAGGAUAUUUUGAAAAUAUACUUUUAUGUUCCUCUCUUUGUUUAUUUAUUUCGAUAAAGAGCGACCUUACUAUCCAUACAUCUAUCAAAAGUCAAUCAGUAAGUUUAAGUUAGAAGUUAGAAAAUAUUAUUAUUAUUUUAUUUUAUUUUUUAUCAUUGUUUCUUUAUCAAAAUAAAUAUCCAAAGUCCACAUAUAAAUCUUUGAAUUAGCUUCGUCUUGUCAUGCGUCUAUCAGAAAUGUCU
This is a messenger RNA of Cokeromyces recurvatus, 2356 nucleotides long. RefSeq lists its product as uncharacterized. The coding region runs from base 122 to 2098 and encodes 658 amino acids. The transcript is spliced from 3 exons. NCBI's taxonomy places the organism in Eukaryota, Fungi, Mucoromycota, Mucoromycetes, Mucorales, Mucoraceae. The record is from RefSeq and is a predicted model, not a curated record.